This is a messenger RNA of Suillus bovinus, 460 nucleotides long. RefSeq lists its product as uncharacterized. NCBI's taxonomy places the organism in Eukaryota, Fungi, Basidiomycota, Agaricomycetes, Boletales, Suillaceae. The transcript has 2 exons. The record is from RefSeq and is a predicted model, not a curated record. The coding region runs from base 221 to 451 and encodes 76 amino acids.
CCAACAUCAUCGGAUAAUAUACUAAUACUAUACUGCAAUUUAAUCAUCUGCUCUCGCGAUAGAAACAGACCCAGGUUUAGGUUGAAUAGAUACAACCCUUACUGCGUGCUGGAAACGACGUGACCGAGUGGAAAAUAUCAGACGUAAUAUCAGAACGAAUGGAAUUUGUUGUGAAACCGAUCAGUUAUGAUGUAUCAUAGGACUGCCAAGUUUGAGGCAGAUGGAGAGUCUGAGAUGCCCUGUGUAUGCACAGGGUACGCGGGACCGAGAUUCAACAUUAGUGGGACUCAGCUUCAAACGGGAAACGUUCCGCUCAUCAAAAGCGCUGGCGCACUGGAACGCGCCUGGUUCAAGGUAUACUAUUAGUGAGCUUCCUGUGCACGCUAUCCUCUGUCAUGUUUCAGUCACGUUAGCACCGCCCCGCAACAUAAUUCGCGUUGGAACAUACUGAACUUUCCGG